AUGGCUUCGUUAAGCACUUGGCUGCUUUUGGGCUCCGUCUGGCGGCCGUCGGCAGAAGACUGCGUCGUGACGGUGGAUCCAACCCAGCGCGGCGUCGCGCAGGGACGGCUCGUGGGUGCAGGCAUCGAGGAUGUGAACAACGAGCUUUACGGCGGUCUCUACACAGAGAUGGUGUAUGGAGACUCCUUCGAGGAGCCUCCCACUGACGGCGUGAGCGGUGCUGACUUCGUUCAGCCUAUCCCAGCCUUUUCCGGGCGAGGACUCACAAGGCCCACUUGGAAAGUUUGGGCGGCCUCUGAAAGCUCUCGUUUCAACGUGUCCUUCGACCGAUUUCAUGGCAACCAGAGCCAGCUGAUUCAGAAUGGUGCCAUCGCCAACUUCGGCCUGGGACAGCAAGGCAUGUACUUUGCUGCGGGCAAGGACUACCGUGGCUUCGUGUAUGCAAAAGCGGAUGGGUCUGCCACACUCAGCGUGUCUCUCGUCGCUGAACACAACGGCCGGCGGCAGCUUCUGAACUCUACAACUUUCCAGCUGAAGAGCUCGAACACUUGGCUGCGCCUUGACUUUCUGCUCACGCCGGCUGCCUCCAGUUUCUGCGCCAUGGCCAUGCCGAACAGCAGCUUCGUCCCCCGCGCCAAACUUUGCGGCUACAGCACUCCGAUCCCGGAAGUGCAAUCGGGCUGCUACCAGUGCACAGGCGGCAUCAGCCUGGACGUUCGGGGUGCCCCCGUGCGGAUCGACUCGAUUUCCCUGCAACCAGGCUCCUGGGGGCGCUUCCGAGGGCUGCCUGUUCGAAAGGACGUUGCUGAAGCCAUGUUCAACAUCGCCGGCUGGGAGCUUCUUCGUUUAGGUGGCAGCAUGUGUAAUGCCGCGGGCUAUUCCUGGAAGAACUUCCGUGGCACCCGGCGC
Molecule: messenger RNA, 909 nt
Organism: Symbiodinium sp. CCMP2456
Lineage: Eukaryota; Dinophyceae; Suessiales; Symbiodiniaceae
Source: the annotation of a GenBank genome assembly